Limanda limanda (common dab) is the source of this 13730-nucleotide messenger RNA. It is a transcript of the gene wnk1b, whose product is annotated as WNK lysine deficient protein kinase 1b. Gene Ontology annotation, molecular function: potassium channel inhibitor activity; ATP binding; protein serine/threonine kinase activity. NCBI's taxonomy places the organism in Eukaryota, Metazoa, Chordata, Actinopteri, Pleuronectiformes, Pleuronectidae. Gene Ontology annotation, biological process: intracellular signal transduction; positive regulation of sodium ion transmembrane transporter activity; monoatomic ion homeostasis. The record is from RefSeq and is a predicted model, not a curated record. Bases 1252 to 9273 code for a protein of 2673 amino acids. The transcript has 38 exons. Gene Ontology annotation, cellular component: cytosol; cytoplasm.
GCCCGGAGCGGACGGAGCGGACCAGCCGCCGUCUGAUGGCUUGAGAACCGGGGGAAGAAGUGUGGACACGUCGGAUUAUCGCUCUCUCUCUCUCUCUCUCUCUCUCUCUCAAACACACACACACACAUAAACCCAGCCAGGGACAGUGGCAGCAGCUGGACUGGAUGUGGAUGAAGUCAUGAGCGGAGUGUGAGACAGGCUGUUGCCGCUCGGUAGCGGCUGCGACCCGGGCACCGACAGCACGGAGGCAGCCUGGAAGAGCCGACUCGGCUCCUCUCUCUCCCCGGUGGGAGGUGUCUGCUGGCCCGCUGUGCCGCCUCCCCCCGCCCGGACCUUCUAAUGAGGACACGGAUAUAACUGAGGGGGACAUUUUUUAUCUGUAAAUAUCGUCUUUUUUUCUCUGUCUUCUUUUAAAGCAACCAACUGUGGCUUUAAUGUGACGCACUACCAGACAUUAGCUCUGUGUCGGAGCAGACCCCCCCCCUGCGGAGGACUUCAGGGCUUCUUCAUCAAGUUUCCUCCCGCAACGAGCUCCCCACCGAGCAAAAAGAACAGCUAGAGAUCCAAGCUGUGCCAGGCCAGGCCAGGCCAGGCUAGGCCAGGCUAGCAUUCUGUCUGGCCUCACCAGCUUCCUGCCCUCGGUGAGCGGAGGAGGCUUCAGCCAGCUCAGUCAAGUCAAGCUGUAAACGAUUGGAUUCCUACUUUCAUCUUAGCCUUCAGGAGGCCACACUGGUCUGUGAGAUCUCCAUUUCUCCCAUGUCACGGUGGUUGCUCUCUGGAUAUUGGAAGCAGAAUGGAUUCAGGUGUUAAUUUGACAGGUGUCACAUCAUUGCAGUGCUUGCACUCUCCCUCCUCGGACUGCCUCUCGUCCCCUCCCUCCCCAAUCUUCAAGAGAAAGCCCCUGAGCCCCCCCUGGGGCUUCCCUGAGCCCUGUACAGAAAGGCCUAACAGGAACUGUCAGUUGUCUUGUUGAAACAAGUUGACAUUGCAAAGGGGAAGUAGAGUUAAUAAAUUCUUGAUAAAAAAAUCUACAGACCACAACAAAGAUUACUGUCGUCGAUGAUAUAUUUUUUUGUAACCUCACCACUUUGCUUCUACUUUGAUCAGAGGUUUUCACUUCAAAAAGGAGCUUGCUGGUCAAGAUUUGCACCCACAACCAGUUUACAAAUAGGUUAAUGUGAAAAAAAAAAAAAUCCUUAUUUAUACAUAAAGAAUUUUUUUAUAUUUCUUUGGGUCUAAGCAUCAGGCGGAAUGUCUGAAAGCAAUAGCAGCAGUAAAGCGGUGAUAUUCAUUGCCCCAGCAUCCCCUCCUCCCUCUUCCUCCGCCUGUCCAUCCCCGCAGACCCCUCAAAAGAAUGUGAACGGCUCUUCCAGUUCAGACUCGCAGUUGUUGGUGGAGAAGCUCGAUGGUGUACCGGAGGUCCGACGCCGGCGCCACACGAUGGAUAGAGACUCUAAAACAGCUGAGCACCGCUUCUUCCGUCGCAGCGUCAUCUGUGACUCCAACGCCACAGCUUUAGACCUGCCCAGCAAAGCAGCUGUGAUCCUCACCUCACCUCCAGACUGUGAAGGGUUGCCCAUCUUCCUCACGCCACAGCUCUUAGGGCCUGGACCUGGGGUGCAGGAUGAUGAGGUUGAGAGAGGUUCCUAUUUGCAAAGCAAUACCCGUCAUCCUUGUCUUGGGGUUAGUGGGGCUGUUGAAGAAGGGCCUGUAGAAAUCACUGAGAAAGAUCUAACAGAAGGCAGUGUCACGGUUCCAGUUCCCACCAUUAGCAGUGUGGAACAUACAGAUGGGGCAGAGAAAGUGUCCAGCCCGACAGUAUUGGAUGUUUCAGACAUCACAGCAGUCAAACAGCCUGAUGUAACAUUAACUCCCAGAGGGUCCAAGAACACACAACAGGUGGCAAAAGGUGAAAACGUGAUUGAACAUGUAGAAGAGAGCAGCGUUAGUAGUCGAGCCGGAGAGAAGGAGAGGGAGACGGAGGAGGAGAGGGGUCUAGCAAAAGCACGAGCAGAGCUGAGAGAAGCUGAGAAACGAGUGCAGGAUGAUAUAGAGGAGGUAGAGACAAAAGCUGUGGGGACUUCAUCGGAUGGACGCUUCCUGAAAUUUGACAUCGAGAUUGGAAGAGGCUCUUUCAAGACAGUCUACAAAGGACUAGAUACGGAGACGACGGUGGAAGUGGCGUGGUGUGAACUCCAGGAUCGCAAGCUGUCAAAGUCAGAGCGACAGCGCUUCAAAGAGGAGGCCGGGAUGCUGAAGGGUCUUCAGCAUCCUAACAUUGUCCGCUUCUAUGACUCGUGGGAGGGGCCAUGCAAAGGAAAGAAAUGUAUUGUUCUGGUCACCGAGCUCAUGACAUCUGGGACGCUAAAAACCUACCUGAAGCGUUUCAAGGUGAUGAAAAUCAAGGUGCUGCGUUCGUGGUGCAGACAGAUCCUCAAAGGGCUUCACUUCCUGCAUACCCGAACCCCGCCCAUCAUUCACAGGGACCUGAAAUGUGACAACAUCUUCAUCACGGGGCCCACGGGCUCGGUGAAGAUAGGUGACCUGGGGUUAGCCACAUUAAAGAGGGCCUCCUUCGCCAAGAGUGUCAUAGGCACCCCAGAGUUUAUGGCUCCAGAGAUGUACGAGGAGAAGUACGAUGAAUCUGUAGAUGUCUACGCCUUCGGGAUGUGUAUGUUGGAGAUGGCUACAUCUGAAUACCCCUACUCUGAAUGUCAAAACGCUGCUCAGAUCUACAGGCGGGUCACUAGUGGGGUGAAGCCUGCCAGUUUUGACAAGGUAGCCAUUCCUGAGGUGAAGGAAAUUAUAGAGGGUUGCAUCCAAACAAACAAGGAUGAGAGGUAUGCCAUAAAGAUCCUGCUGAACCAUGCAUUCUUCCAGGAGGACACAGGGGUCAGGGUUGAACUGGCGGAAGAGGACGAUGGAGAAAUGAUCGCCAUCAAACUUUGGCUGAGAAUAGAAGAUGUCAAGAAACUUAAAGGCAAAUACAAAGACAACGAAGCCAUCGAGUUCUCUUUUGACCUGAUUAAGGAUGUGCCUGAAGAUGUGGCCCAGGAAAUGGUUGAGUCUGGCUACGUUGCUGAGGGUGACCAUAAGACCAUGGCCAAGGCGAUUAAGGACCGUGUGUCUCUGAUCCGGAGGAAGAGGGAACAGAGGAAGCUGGUGCGGGAGGAGCAGGAGAAGAGGAGACAGGAGGCAGAGCAGCAUCUGCAACAACAGCAACAGCAGCAACAGCAACAGCAGCAACAACAACAGCAACAGCAGCAACAGCAGCAACAGCAACAGCAACAGCAGCAACAACAUCAGCAGCAGCAGCAACAACAACAACAACUGCAGCAGCUUCAGCAGCAGCAACAAGACACACAUAAAACCUCACACACACAGGCCGAGCUGGAAGAGAGUGAAGUGGCACACCAGCAGCUCCACUAUCAGCAGACCGGCCUCUCACACGCAUCUGAAGGAGGUAUGGACAGCGGCCAGGGUUCCUCUGUUUUCUCUUCCGACUCCCCCCACCUCGGUCAGCUGACCAUGUCCUACAGCUGCCCCCCUUCAUCCCAGCCCCCUUCCCAGCCCCAGACCCCCUAUCCCCUUACCCCAUCUGCCAACACACAGCCACAUCCAGGCUAUGCCCAGCCACCGCAGCCAAUGCAUUCAAUGCCACACCCCUACAGUGGAGGAACAAGCGCAGGAACAGGAGCAGGAGGGAGCAUCCUCCUCCCAACUCAUCCUGACCCUGCUACUAUUUUCUUCCCCUCCAUCCCUGAGCGCCCCAUUUCCUUCUCGCCUCCCCCUACUGGGCCUCCAAAGGCCUACAACACCCAGCGACGCAAGAGCACGUCCAUUCUAGAGGCCCAUACCCGCCACUUCCAGCCCACUUAUGCUCGCUAUGGGAGCAGCCUACACCCCUUUUCUGGGAUGGAGGGUGUAGAGACCCCCUCUCUCUUUAUGGUGAACCCUGGUUUUGCAGCAGCUGCUCAAAGACUUGGUGUGGGGGAGCCACUGCAUCUCCCAGGACAGUCUGACCCGAGUCUGUACGGCUACAAAGACAUGAGAGCAGAGCACGAGGAAGUAGUCAGGAGAUUAAGUCUAAAUCAAGCUGCCUUAUUGGACCAUUAUGAAGCAAUGGCAUAUGGAGGAUACCCAAUGACUACACACCAGCUUGGUCACUUGAGCUACCAUCAGCAGAGGCAGGCAGCGGCUGCUGCUGCUAGUUUGGGUUUUGAUCCUGGUCCUCCACCUCAACCAGGCUUCUUGCACCCUCACCUCAUGCAAAGAAUGAGUACACACAGUCCAAUGCCUUCUCCCUUACCUCCAAUGAGCGCAUCCACUGGAGGCUCUGUUUCCUCUUCAUCAUCUGAUGGCUGCUAUCCUCCACCACAGCAUGGAUCCCUGUCUGCCUUCCCUAUUUCUGCACCUCCGGCAAUGAGUGAACCUACACCAUCUACUGAAAGUGUUUUUGAGUUUCAUUUAGCUGCUGCUGCUGCAGCUGCUGCUGGAGACCCAAGCCUCCUGGCAUCCAGACUUUACCGGGCUCGGAGGGGCUCCAUGGACCUCCCUCUGGAGGAAAACACCGUACCUGGCUCAGGUGGUUCAGGCACAUACAGCCGUCUCCAGCCAGUGACAGAAGAGCUGUUCACUUACAUCAGCCCAGAGCUCCCCUUACCUCCAGGAAGUCUACUUCUGCACCACAUGGGCCUAACCAUGAAGGACAGAAGUCCGGAACCUUCUAGCGACUCUUUGGCCUCCUCGGACGCAGGAGAGUUCCAGUCCCCUCCUCCCCCACCUCACCUCGCCUCGUUUGACUCCUCAGCUGCUCAGUCCAUCCCUCACUCAACCUCCGCCACAUUCUUUGAUUCAUCAGGGAUAGUGCUCCCCAUAGAUCCCCAGGGACAUCCACCUUCCAUGCAGAGCUUUCUCCCUCCCACCCCAUCUUCCGAGCUCCCACUCGGGGGAACAUCAUCAACUCAUCUGGAGUCUCUGAUCCAGAGUGCCUGGGCCCGACACGGAGGGGUGGUACCAGCACAAGCCGAUAUGACUUACCAUGAGUCAUUGCUGGCCAUGCAGGCUGCUUACCCCACUCUGCAGCAGAUUCAGACUCCCACCCCCCAGCCUUCGCCAGGACCCCCCAUAGUCCCUGCCGCCUCCCAGCAAGCGCCCCCUGGGACCUCCCAACAAGUCAUUUCAUCCAGUCAGAGCAGUACUUCAGUUCAGAGUCCCACACACACAACUCUGCAACAGGCACAGCUCAGUGUAACUCCGUCUACCUCUGCUGUGACGCACCCUUCUCCUUCGCCAUCCCUUCCUAUUACCAUGCCGACAGCGGUUGUGGCUUCCCCACCUUCUCCUCUGCCCCUCUCUGUUGGGGUGGUGCCUCCUAUUGUUUCCCCUCCUCCUCCUCCUCCUCCUCCUCCUCCUCCUCCUCCUCCUCCUGUGCCUCAACCAUUGGCCACCAUGGUGCCAAUCAUCAGCGUAGUCACCGCCCCACCUGACACUCCCAUGGAAGUCCCUCCCCAGUCCGUCUCUCAGUCUUCAGAACUGUCCCAGUCCCAGCUGCAGCCACCUCAAGUUCUCUCAUCUAUAGAGAGCGGCCACUCUGAAACGUCAGGUCUGAGUGAUGGCAACGAGGGGGGAGGAGGUCGUCACGAAGGGCGCUCCACCAAGCGACAUCAGAGACGUUCUGUGCGAAGUCGAUCACGCCACGAGAAGAUCUCUAAGGCGAAGCUCAAUGUUCUCAAUAUCUCCAGCCGAGGAGACAGGGUAGCAGAGUGUCAGCUGGAGACUCACAACAGGAAGAUGGUGACGUUCAGGUUUGACCUGGAUGGUGACAAUCCUGAGGAGAUCGCUCAGAUCAUGGUCCAGAGUGAGUUCAUCCUGGAGAGUGAGAGGGAGUCAUUCAUUGAACAGGUCAGGGAGGUGAUAGAGAACGCUGAUGAGAAGGGUCUGGAGAGAGACAGCCAGAUGACCGGUAGCAUGGAGCAGCAGAUUCCUGUGAUAUCUGUCCCCAUGCCAGACAUCCCCCCCAGUGCAACAGCACAAGUGGUUCAUUCAGCAGGUCGGAGGUUCAUUGUCAGUCCCGUACCUGAAGCCAGGCUGAAGGAGCAAAUGUUGCCCAGUUCUUCUCCGACUGCCACUGCACCUUCUGUUGAAACAGUUCCUCCGGUAUCAGAUCCAACUCCAUCUCAGACUCCGGGCCAAGGUUUGGGGUUGUCCCAGUCUGCAGGACCAAUCAGCUUACAACAGGCCUUCUCUGAGCUCAGACAGAACCAGAAUCAGUUUGAUCCAGGACCCAGCACUGCCCCAGCCUCCAUCCAGUCCACCCAUCCUUCUCUACAGCCUUCAGCUUCCCCUGUACCCUCACAGGCUAGCACCGUCUCCUCCACUACUGAUAUUACUCCUGGUCUUGUCCCCUCUAAUUUAUCCAAGGCACAGGAGCGGGUUAUGGAUGCCUCUCUUCCUCCUCAUUCCUCCUCCCCCUCUACUGUCGCUGCUGUGUGUCUCAGUCCUCCCAGUUCCUCCUCGCCUCCUCCGACUGGGGUGAACCAGUCCAUCCUUCAGUCGCAGCCUGGGACACAGGCUGCCCAAAUUCAGCCCCAGGCUUUCACCCAGCCUCAGUCCCAAUCAGUCUCCGCUGUCACUGCUACUUCAGUACCUUCCCCUUUACCACCGGCGAGCAUCUCCAACAUCGCCCCAACAAUGCUCACCUCUCCUCCGCCUGCCCAGACUGUCCCUCUUGUAUCCUCCCCUCCCUCCUCCACUCUCACAGCCAGCGAAGUGUCCUCUAUUCAUCAGUCCGUCUCCUCCACCUCGUCGUCUACUCCUCCCCACUCCUCCUCGGCCAUCCCAGGCCCCCAAACAUCCCACACACACAGUGGGGAAUGUGAUUCAAGGUGUGAGGCGUCCGCUGAGGCCCAAGGCAAACCGGACGACAUCCAAGUUCUGGAGAAGAAGCUUCGCUCCCUCUUCAUGGACCUCGGUGGAGGAGGGGCCUCCAGCCAGGGAGACAGCGUAGUUGCUGACAGUGGCUCUGGAGCCUCUGUGGCAGGUACCUCGUCCCCGUUGGGGCCCGGCUCUACCUCCACAACACCUGGCUCCAGCCUGCCAAACAAUCCUCUUCAGCCCCCCUCCAGCCUAGCGAUAGGGUCAGUGGGGACACCUGCUCCAGUCCAGGGACCUGGGACACCUAUUUCCACCCCUGCACAGACGGUCAUCCCUGCCUCAUCCUUUGGCCAGACCACUCCAUCUAAAACCCCCUUAUCCAGGGUACCGGCCAGUUCAUCUCCUUCAGAACUCCUGCCAUCCUUCCCUGGACCUUGUGUAAUACAGUCCCAGCAGCCUCUGGAGGACCUAGAUGCACAGUUGAGGAGAGCACUGAGUCCAGAGACUGUUCCUGUCAGCACACACUCACAGGCCUCUCACAGUGGUUUUACUGGAGUGGGACCACCAGUACCCUUUUCUCUUGAUGAAGACACUGUGUCCUCACCUGCUCCUCCUCCUGCAAUUAAACUUGGAAGAUUUCAGGUCUCACUUGCCACUGACGAGCCUCCAGUCCGACACCCGGCCUGCACUGAGUCAUCCUCCACCACCUCCUCGUCUUCGUCCUCUUCGUCCUCGUCCUCCAGUCUUUCCAGCCCGGAAAACACGCUGCAUAAAGACUCCUUGUCUCCUCUGAAAGGGGGAGGAGGACAAGGAGGAGACAUUGUAGACGGACUCCCCCAGAGGACAGUGACAGGAUACCACCAACCCUCCCCCUUCACCUCCCCCUGUCCGUCUCCUAAGCCCACUACUACCAUAGGACGCUUCCAGGUCACCACCAACCCUGAGGCUCGUGUCGGUAGAUUCUCGGUCAGUCGUGCCCAGGAGCAGAGCCCUGAGCCCACGCAGAGCCCUCUACCCGCUGCCCAAGCUGCUAACGGACCCAGCGAACCCAGGCAGAUUCUGACCCAAGACUCAACUCAUAAAGCCUCCCUGCCAAGCUUAAACAACAACUCCUUCAAUAACUCCUACAUCAGCAGCGAUAACGACUCCGAAUUUGAGGACGACGACUUCAAAUGUGAAGUCAGCCGGCUCAAAGAAAAGCACAUGCGUGAGAUUCAGGCCCUUCACUCCCGUCAGAAGGAGGAGAUAGACGGCCUCUUUACCAGGCUGGGAAAGGUUCCUCCGGCUGCAGUGCUCCCUCCAGUUAUAGCUUUGACUGGCAGGAGGAGACGACCUACCAAAAGCAAAUCGUCCAAAUCGUCCAGAACCAGCUCCAUGCACGGCAGCAAGAGUCCAUUACAGCCAGGCAGCACUUUAUCCGCCCAGAGCGUCCCGACCAUGUACCCCGGGCAACUGGCUCUGUUAGCCCCAGGAGGAUUAGCUGAUUCGGUCGGCAGCUCUCUGCCCCAGCCCCUCAAACCCUCUCCCUCCAGCGAUAACCUGUGUUCGGCCUACACCAGUGAUGCGGCGCUCUCUGUGCCCAGCCUGUGUGCUCCCACCCCAGGCUGUAUAAAGUUCAGCUGGGGUUCGGAGCGUUUGGCCUUCAAGCCUGGCGGCAGGAGGACGCGCUUUCUGAGUACGCCCUGCUUGGCUCUUUGGAAGAUGGUGAAAAAAGUCUGCCCCUGCAACCAGCUCUGUAGGACUAACAGCACCAUCGCAGUGAGCGGCUCAGGAGGUUUGGGUCAGAGCCAGACGGGUUCUCAGUAUCUGCCGGCCAACACGUCGGUCCCCCACCAGAGGAAAGGAACCUUCACCGACGACCUCCACAAGCUGGUAGACAACUGGGCCCGAGACGCCAUGAACCUCUCACAGGGUAAGAGGAGUGCCAAACAGCUGCAGCAAACUCCAGCGCAGGGACACAGCUACGAGGUCAUCCAGUCAGCGAGUCUGGGCAGGAAGUUCUCGGCUCCCAGCCAACUGUGUCCCAGCAGCCUUGGAGGCUCUGCACACCUCCCCACAAACCCCACCGCUACCUCUCUGGCCAGCCGCAAGGGCUCCCUGUGCCACCCCCCCACCUCCUCCUCUCCAUCCCAACCCCAGCCUCCCCAAUUCAUCCAGUACACCCCCACCGCCGCCUACAGUGCACAGUGGUCUGGUCCGACUCAGGGCUUGUCGGCCUCGCAGCAGGCUCCGGUACAGCCUGGGCCCCUGCUGGUCAGCACCUCCCAGCCCCUUGGCCCCUACCCCACCCCACAGGGCCAGAUUCCCGGGCAGGGGCCAUUCCAGGCUUUCCAUUUGACCAACGCUCUGCCGAAGUCUGUCAGCAACCCAGGAGGACCCAAUCUGAGGACCACGUAGGGCUGGGGAUCAGGGCUGGAUUGAACCACGGCCCGACUGGUGUGAACUGGUGUGGGGCGGAGAGUGAUUUGGGCUUGAUCAGUGGGAGUGGACAGAAGUUCAAGGAGCUCGGUGUUUAAAGACGUGUCAGGAGAAUAGAAAAGGAGAAGCUGAAGAGAGGAGAAACCAGGAAAGAGGAAUUUCAAGUGCGACCAUCUCCAUUUGCCUCUGCUUCCAUCCAAGUGUGCGAGACACUGUCACAGAUGCAGCUAAACAAUCUCCUUGCCUGCUGUGUCUGACUCUCGGCUUGUGACAGCAGCCAAAUGCUCAAGGAUAAAGGAAAAGACUGAUGAGUGCAAUGUUAACAAGCCAAAGAGGUUGUGACAGGAUAUGGGACUGGUGUUGAAGACUGAGUGUGUGUGUGUGCCGUGCUGUGUAUGAGCUAUUAUUACUCAAUCACACUUGUUUAAUUACAUGCUUUAAAUUGGGUGAACAAGCUCAUACAUGAUGGGGCGCACAUGUGUCCUAGUUUACGGUGAAAGAAGAUACAACAUGCGGUUAAAGUGGAAGGAUGUGGUGACAAUGUAAAAGUCAGCAGACAAAAGCUUUGGUAGAAACUGUGUAGAACUGUGUCUGUGAUUAUUCUCCCGUGUGUGUGAUAAGUCAGGAAGUGUUUUGUCUUCAGUAUUCAGACAUUUUUUCUCAACCGUCAAAAGCACAAAGAAUAUCGAGAACAAAUGGAAUCAAAGCAUACUGAGAAUAGUUAGCAGCUUAACACUUGGUGGAAUCAGCUUGAGGGAAGUCGUGACGGCUUCUCGUUCCUCCUUUCGUUCCGGCGAAGCGUUCACACCGAGCUAGAGAGGUGGAGGAAAGAUAGUAGGUGGAGAUGGAGAGAGAGACACCUCUGUUUCCUGUUCAUCUGCUUACUUCAUGAACGAUAAAUCAAUGAGAGCACUUAUUGGGACACGACGAUGCUUCUGCGCGGCCCAACACCUCUUCACUGUCACGACUCCACCUCCUCCAUCCCUCUCUCCGCCUCUCUGUUGCCAUUUGAAGCAAUAACAGCAGAAACCUUUUAAGAGGAAAGGAAAACAAAAAAAAACAUGAGAGAACUCAUUGUGAAAAAGUGGCCUUGUUAUCAGAAUAAUAUCACAGUCCCUGUACAGUUUAUUUUGUAGAAUUUGAUGAUUCCAUUUAGUUCUUUUAUUUUGGUUUUGUAUUGGUUUUUUUUUUGGCUUUGUUUGCUUCCUGCCCCCAGCUGGCAAUCUGACACACACACAAACACACACACACACACGCGUAAAAGAUAUGAAUUCAAACAAACACACAUUCAUGCACAGCCAGAUGUAAAUACACACACGUGUUGUUGGAGGCGUAGCAGCUGUUUAACGGACGUAGAUGUCUCAGUUCUUAGCGUCAUUAAGCUGGUUUCAACACUCGGGUUGAAAUAAUUGCAAUGUACAUUUAUUAUCAUCAUUAUUGUUGUUAAUGAUUAUUAUUCUAUUUAAAAAGAAACAAACAAAAUACGUGUUCUGUCGACGGACCUGUUAUACACACUGUGAUUAUUGUUGUUGUUAGCGAAAGUGUUGGUGGACGACUUUAGUUUUAGGGUAAAAAUGAAAAAAAAAAACACGAGAGAAUGGUUCUGGGUCCUUUCACUUUCAAUUCACUGCUUCCUGCAAAUUCUCAUAAAAAAUGUGAAAAUGGAAAAUAUAAAAAACAGCUCUUUUCAAUAAACCUCCUCACAUCCAGUCACUGAGGACUUACUUCUAAACAAAUGCCUUAUGCCAACCAAUCAACCCGCAGCUUCAGUUCACAACUGAUUGAAUUGAAAGCUGAAACUGACCUCAGAGCCUGAAUAAAAAGAAAAAACCAGAAUGAACAGCAGGAUAUUUGAAAUGUAGAUUUAAAACAAAAGUAAUGCUAGCUAUUUUUUUUCUUAAUACAGUACUUAUACAGUAUAUCAGACACUUUAAAUAGCCCUCCUCUUCCCUUCCUCCCCUGGUUUUGUUAGAUGAAUGUGAAUGUAUAAACCAAUGGUGUCCAUUUUAAUGUACUUGAAAAGAAAAAGUCUGUCUUUUAUUUUUAUUUUUUUUUGCUCCGUUUCUUCCCCUCCCCCCUCCAGAGCCUCUGGUGAAUACUGGGGAUAUUUACUAGUGCCUUACCUCCUUCCUGUUGCUUGUUUGUUGGGUUGGGUGAAGGACUUGGGUUGACGUGUGUGGGGAGUUGGGGGGUGUCACUGUGUCAUCGGCCCUGAUGGUCGGACCUGGUUGAUUGACAGCUGCUGUGGUCAGCUCCUGCGGAUUGUGGUUAAUUCUUUGUGUCUUCAAAAUGCUCAAAUUUAACCUUUCUUUGUUGUUGUUUGAGAAUUGGGAGGAAAGCUGAAUCAAAAAUCUUGAAGACCGUGACAUCAGCGUUGUUUCUUUCAUUGCUGUGCUUUGCUCUUAUACGCACGAGGCCCGGCUGCGUCUUCAGGCCCAGCUACACCACCAACAGAAUGAAAUGAUGGAGCGAACGUGAUACUUUAUCGGUGCCAUUUUGUUUUUUCAGGGUUUUAAUUGUAAAUAUGAGGAAGGGGAUUCCGUUUUAUGGAGAUGGGAGUUUUUGAAGAUUGUAUUUGAAGCUUGGACCACUCUGUACUUUAGAGCCACUGGCCCGGGUGCAGCAGAGAGUUCAGUCAGGAGACGAUGCAUUGACACAGUGGUGCACACACGUGUUGUAUACCAAAACCUAAAUCAUAUUUCUUUGAUACUGCUUUGUGAAUUGGGCUGUUAACAAAAAAAGUAUAAUUCUCUGAAUUUGUCCAAAAACCAAACCAAAUCUACUUCAUCAGGACUGUGUCGUUGGUCUGAUCACAUCCUGUUUCAAAAUAUUGCUGAAUCCUGAUUGGGUGCAUGGAAAUAUAUGACAUCACCUUUUUCUAAGUAACAUGAUGAUUAGAAAUAAAGUAAAUACAAAGAUCUCUAUGGUGAAAUAACCAAAACUGUUCAAACUUUACUCUUUACUCCCAAACUGUUACACAUCUCAGAAGUGCUGCUUCUGCUGCUGCUGCUGGGGAAACAGAGCAAAGAGUCCGAGUAAAGUGUGAACAUAGUCUCCUCCACUCCUGUUCCCACUGUGGUUUUGUGAAGCUGCACCAUUCAGGGUCAGUUGUGGUGGUGGUGGUGGUGGUGGUUGGAGUGAAUGUGAGCACCGUGGUAAUCAUGAUGGAAGCGAUGGAGGUCUCAGAUUCAAGGCCUUCAACACCCUGUUCUGCUUUAACCUUCAUUUAUCAGAGCAAAUCAAAACGUGUCUGGUACAAACUUUAACAUUCACGUAAAAACAACCUAGCAUCUUUUAUUUUGUUUUUCGUUGGGAAGGGUUUGUUCUGGAUUCACCAACACAUUACUAAAAGGUUACUUUGUAAAGUUUGUACAAAAACAACAACGUUGCUUCUGCCUGUUUGUUUUUUUUGACAUUUUCCAUUUUCCCCGUGAAACGUUAAUGCAACAUUUUUACUACUUAGCAAGUUUGGUUGAAGCUGUGAAUAGUAAUUGAGCCACUUUGCUUUAGUUCCGGUUCAGAGCGUUCUGUCAAAUCCUUAAAUGACGCCACCGACUCAGUGCCAUGUGACGUGUCGUCAGUGGAGUGGAACCAUCAGUGAAGAAUAAAAAUUUUAAAAAGAACAUUUGAGUGUAAUAUUUACCUGCUGUUACUCACUGGAGCUGUUUUGGUUGGAGUUUCACUUUGCAACCGCUUUAGCCUCAAAUGCUUUCCACAGUAGAGGUGUGAUCAUAUUUUUGCUGUGUCUCUACUACACAAAAGUUAACUACGAAAGAAAUACCCUCUGUGCAAUGGCCGCAAUGCAAUAUCAUGUAAAGUAACAGUGUGUUUUCAAGCUGGGGGAGAGCUCUUACUGUGAAAGGUUUGGGAGUUCUCCAGCACUGGGCGCCUUUUAGUGUGAAAUUUAAGGUUUCAAUGUUUCUGGUGACACAGAUAACUGGCAACAAUAGUUGUUUUAACUGGCUCACGGUAGAGAUUAAGUUGUUUUUUAAGUGUUUUUACAGGACUCACUAUCCCUUUAUGCUUUUACUGUAGAAGUGCCCACAUGUUAACAUCACACAAUGCCUUUUCAUGCACCAACAGAACAACACACACACCACACGGUUUCCUGUAGCUCUGUCCUGUGGAAUGACGUUGAGUCUCGAGUUGCUCUCGACUGUUACUGAAAAACUGUUGAUUUUUUUUUCCUGUUCUCACUUUAGCUUUUCUCUCACGCAGUUUAUCUGCAGUUUUAACGUCUCCAGCAACUUAACUUGGGUGGUUUAAUCUGUUUCUGUAUCAUGUUUGACAUUGUACAAAAGUGGUUGAAUUACAAACAUGGAUGAAAGAAAAACAAGAAUAAAUACGUGUAGGGAGUCAUCGGCAGCCUUUAAUGGUAUGUUUUGCACUAAGUAUAGAGUGUUCAAGCUUCAUAAUAAAAAGAAACUGCGCUUUGC